Messenger RNA from Stylonychia lemnae, 966 nucleotides. The record is from the annotation of a GenBank genome assembly. Lineage: Eukaryota; Ciliophora; Spirotrichea; Sporadotrichida; Oxytrichidae.
AUGAUAAAUUCCCAAUCAAUCAUUUUGAAAACUGUCAUUCUCUUUUCAAUGGCAAUACUUGCAGGAGCACUCCCUCAAUAAUGCAAUAAGCCUGAUGCUGAAAAAAUAAUGCUGGCUUAAGCAAUGAAAGCUGGGCCUGCUCCUGGAGAGACUUGUGUAUUGGUUUAGCAUUGCUUUAGAGGACCAGAUGAUCCGACCAUGGAAUAAUCAAAAUGUCCCAAUGGAGCAGACCCCACCCAUAUAAAUAAUCCAGAGAUUUCUUACUUUACACCAACUAAGUUGAAGAGAAAAGACUCACAGGAUGCCUUUAAGUUAAUCUGCCCAUUUAUGGAUUAGUCAGGAGAUUUAUGCUGCAAUGAUGACUAAGUUGAGAUAAUGAAUUCAGUUUUUGGAAAGGAUUGUUCAAUUUGCGCUGCAAACUUGAAGAGAAUGUGGUGUGAUUACACUUGCCAUCCUUAAAAAACAAAAUUCGUUCAAGCAACUGGUUACUAAAUGGAUCCAGAUGAUGGUAAUUUAACUCUCACGAAUUUCACUGUGGAUCCUGAUUACGCUUGUACGAUCACCGACUAUGAGCAUUCAUUGAUUGAUAACAUUCACUCCUGUGAUGAGUUGGUUCCUACUAAUGGAAUAUUUGACAAUUAUAUUGAUUGCUAGAAUUGCACCUGCGCAUAUUGCGAUAAAGCAUGCAAACCCCCUGAAGUUAGCGCUGAUAUCGGUUUCUUCGAUGGCUUCAACAAAGAACUUGUAGGCAUAAGCUAUGGUGUUUUGAUUGGAUUCACCAUAAUAUUUUAGCUGAUUAGACAUUUCUGUCUCAAGAGGAAACUUCAAGCUGAAAAAGUCUCAGACUCUGAUUAAAGUGAUAGUCUUUUGAAUUAAAAGAUGAGAAAGGAAUCUGAUAAUGAUCUUAUCCUUGAAACUAACGAUUACAAUCAGAGAUUAUAAAAUCAAAGAAAUAAAGAUGACUGA